This is a messenger RNA of Acaulospora morrowiae, 339 nucleotides long. Lineage: Eukaryota; Fungi; Glomeromycota; Glomeromycetes; Diversisporales; Acaulosporaceae. The record is from the annotation of a GenBank genome assembly.
AUGAAGCACCUCGCAGCCUAUUUGUUGCUUAGCCUCGCCGGAAAAACUCCUGAUGCCAAAAGCAUCACGUCCCUUCUCGAAACUGUCGGAAUCGAGGCUGAUCCUGACAGGAUAAAGACCUUACUAUCAGAAUUAAGUGAUAAAGAUUUAAACGAAAUAAUUUCAGAAGGAUCAUCUAAACUUUCUUCUGUUCCAUCCGGCGGUGGUGCCGUCUCAUCCGGAGGUGCGGCCGGUGCUACCGGCGGUUCUGCUCCAGCUGAAGAGGCCAAAAAGGAAGAGGCUAAAGAAGAAGAAAAGGAAGAAUCCGAUGAAGAUAUGGGAUUCGGUCUUUUUGACUAA